AUGGGUUCCACCAUCAGUGGGUUCCAGCUGCUGAAACUUCUGGACUGGGGCAGUAAAGCCCUUAGAAACUUUCAAAAGGAGAAGGCAACAGUCAACAUGGCAGACCUCCAGCACGCGACCAGCGGACCGCCAACGCAUGCGCGAACGGCGGGCCCGACCGCGCAUGCGCGAACGGCGGACCCGACCGCGCAUGCGCGAACGGCGGACCCGACCGCGCGAACGGCGGACCCGAUCGCGGCGAAGGGCGGACCCGACCGCGCGAACGGCGGACCCGACCGCGCGAACGGCGGACCGCGCGAACGGCGGACCGCGCGAACGGCGGACCGCGCGAACAGCGGACCGCGCCAACAGCGGACCGCGCCAGUGGACCGAUUGCAGUAUCCUCCUCUAAGAGAAAUAGAGAUCGGAUGGACAAAUACAGGCCUGUCACCCUGGCUACUAAAGAAUCCUCAGACUUCAGUGGUUGGCUUACCAACUGCAGUCUUCAGUUUGGUAUUUAGUGCCAAGAAGGAAAGUGAUCAUUUCACAUCCAUUGAUUGGUUCUCGAUUCCAGGCUGCACUGUAAAUAAUACUGACAUCACAAUGGUUCUUCAUCCUGACUGCUACAGAAUCCUCGAACUUCAGUAGCUUGACUACCAACCUUACUCACCAGUUUGCUAUGCAGGACUAGAAAGGCAAAAUUCGAGUUUAUUCAAAGGUUCUCCUUUCCAGGCUCCACCAAAAAGGUAUUUUUUUUUAUAAGUAAUUUGUUUCUCAUGAUAGCUUAAUCAUAUCAGGAAGUGUUCUCUCUUUAUUCCUCUAGAUCAUAUGAACUAACUCUCAACUCAGUAGUGGUUUCUUGAAAAGGUAGACAUUCAAGCCAUAUUCGGUACCAAUCUUCUGUAGAAACAACAUUAUUAUAUGAAGGGAGGUAUGCUUUAAGCAUACAGGAGAACAAUUUCUGUAAAUCUUACCAAAAAAAAGUGUCCAGGUUAUGCUUGAGCAUUGUUUUAUAUGCAACCCAAUUGUUUUAACCACCAUGACUACAAAUAUUUUUAAAAAGAAUUGGUCAUUCUUUUUUGUAGACCCUAAACCUAAGAACUCCCUGGUUUUCUUCAAAUUGUUAUAGUUACAACACAUAUUGUGUUCUUUGGAAUAUAUUUCUGAAUAUUUGAACAUUAAUUCUAAUUAGACAGGAACUACUUUCCAGACAUGUUAGUUUCCUUUCAGUUUGUCCAUCACAAAAUUUAGUUGCUAUUAUUUUGUAACAUAUCUUCACAUUAGUGUUUGAAGUAUGCGAUGACAACCAUUGGCUGCUGUUCCUCCUGACUUUGAAUCUCAUGGGUCUCAUAGGCUUUCCACAUAAAUGUUGGUGUCUCUCUACAUAUUCUUUGAAAGACGUCAUAUGUUUUGGCGAGAAUUAUAGUCACUAAAUAUAUAAUUUUAAUAUUUGUAUUGUAUGAGCAGGGUAGAGAAAAGAAAUCACCAAAAAGUAGCCACUUCACUAUUAUAGGGAAGGAGGUUAUUAUGGAUUAGAUAAAAAUGUUCAGAGGCAUCUAAAAAUGUUUACAGCCGAUUGAAGCUUGAUUUUACGACUGAUGUCUAAGAGAGAACAGACAAUAUCAAGGUAGAAUAUUGGACAUACCUGGGGGAGUGAGAGAAACACUGCCUUCAUAAAGCAAAGGGUGCUUCUAUAACAUUUUGGGAGUUAUCUUAGUGCAUAAGCUGAUGGAGAUCUUUGGGAAGGAAUAGAAAUCUAAGGAAAAUGAAUAACGAUUACUUUUACUUCCUGUUCACGUUAAAUAAGGGCAAGUGUGGCUAUUGGCUCCAGAAGCUUGCUACAGCGGGGUCGCUGAGACGCUGCGUGAGCCCAGCGACAGGUCCAAGCAUGUGGACAGAGGUAGCUGCUGGCCGCCUCUGCCCAGCCAGUGAGGUCCGGGUACACUCGCUGCCCAGCGCGCCUGGCUCCUAGGCCACCGUGGAGAUGUAGUCCCACUUGUUGUCCCAGUCAUCUUCGCUGCCUUGGCUGGCCUGGUGACCUCCAAGGAGCUGCUGGGGCAACUUAGGUGGUACUAUCAGUAUAGGACUAGGCUGAGGGGCCAGGUCAUCACUUGUUAAUGUUCCAGAUCAAAACAUGAGGAGGGCACAAAGCAUUCUGAUCUCCAAUGCUCUCUAGAGUACAAAUUAAUUUAUGAAAAGUACAUGAGGCUCUAGACAUGGCUCAGUACUAAAAAAAAAAAAAAAUCCACAUUCAAUCUGGAUCCUAUUUGAUCUAAGCACCUAUAUGUUUGUUUGCACAUAAGUUCUGUACUCAAUUUCUAAUUUCCUCCGGUAAUCUUGGCUCUAGUAAUGAAUUCAUAUACCUACAUAUAGACCAAAAAUUCACAUGCACAAAGUCUUCUGAAAAAAGUAGAAAUCCAUGAACAUAGAACUCUGUAACUGUGUACCUGCUCAUGAGCCUGCCUGGGUUUCCUCAGUCUUGAUGCAAGUACUGAAGGGGAGGUGGGGUGGGGGAUCAGGCAAAGAAACCAUGGGGAAGUAGAGAGUGUGGAGUUCUAGUGGAAGCUUAAAGUCCCUGAAAACCCCACGACAGCAAGAGAAGAACAUGGAAUAUUUUAGCCAGGUGUGUAUGGACUUCCUACUCAGCCAUUAGCUCUCCUUAAUUUGAACCAGAGAAAGAAUAAUAGUAUUUAUGUUGUAGACUCUGAAUGUGUUUUCUGGGGAGACCUUGUGGCUACAAGUUGAGGACCUGUUGGAGAUAAUAAAAGAUAGAAAAUCUUGCCGAUUUUCCUAUUGUUUAGCGUCCUGAGCAUAGGCCCCUCAGGAAUUGCUCUAGGAGUUUAGUGUGACUGGGAUAAACUACGUAUAUAUGUUUUGGGCUCAGUUAAAUGCAAAAUUUAAACAGUGUCUGAAGGAACUUGGGAUGCGGAAAUUCAGCAAUGAAGAAAGAACAAAUGUUCUGAACUUCAUGAUCGUUUAGGUAGAAAGUUGCUAAUAUCUUUCCUUUCAUUUUCACUAAGGUUCAAGGUAAUCAGAUAAGUCACCCAGAAGACAAAAAGUAUGCUAUUCUGCCUUACAUCUUAAGUCCUGCUUCUUGGGAUAGAGACAGAAAUAUACCCAGGCAUCUAGCCAGUUUGGAUUACAUAGUUAGACCUGAUCGCAAGUAAAGCCAAUUCUAGAGAGGAGAGAAGGGAUGUGCUGAUAUGUUUGUGAUUCUCCAUCCACAAGCAAGGAACCUCUCAGGUGAUUUCAUUAACACAUUUAAAGAGCAGUCUAUCCUCCUUGCUGCUGGCAUUUUCCUGUUAGCAUAAUAAGAACAUUUGUAGUCUGUGAGGUGUCAGGUACAAUGACAUUCCUGAAUGACAAUCAUGCAGUUUGUGAGGUAGGAUAUCCAUAUAAGGCAAGCUAGUCACAUGAUUUUCUUGCCUCAACCUCACUGAGCUUUGAAUGACAGUGAUGUUGAUGUUCUAUUUAGACCAGAGUUAAUGAUAUAGAAUGCUCAAGUUCUGAAGAUCCAAACCCCACAAAUCACCAAUAUAGCUGCCAGAAGCUAAAAGAUACUAAAUAGUUACACAAAGGCACAGGUGACAAUAAAGAAAUAUUCAUUGCUCACAACCUGUAUUGUCGUGAU
This is a messenger RNA of Apodemus sylvaticus (European woodmouse), 3610 nucleotides long. RefSeq lists its product as uncharacterized. The transcript has 4 exons. NCBI's taxonomy places the organism in Eukaryota, Metazoa, Chordata, Mammalia, Rodentia, Muridae. Bases 1 to 627 code for a protein of 208 amino acids. The record is from RefSeq and is a predicted model, not a curated record.